AUGCGGGCGAGCUGCAACGGCUGCCGGGCGCUGCGCAAGGGCUGCGCCGACGACUGCACCAUCCGCCCCUGCCUGGCCUGGAUCCGGGGCGCCGACGCGCAGGCCAACGCCACCGUCUUCCUCGCCAAGUUCUACGGCCGCGCCGGGCUGCUCAACCUCCUCGCCGCCGGCACCGACCCCGCCCUCCGCCCGGCGCUCUUCCGCUCGCUGCUCUACGAGGCGUGCGGCCGGGUGGCCAACCCCGUCUACGGCGCCACCGGGCUCUUCACGACGGGCCAGUGGGAGGCGUGCCAGGACGCCGUCCAGGCCGUCUUCGAGGGCCGCCGCAUCCCCGUCCGCUCCGGGGCCGUCAGGCAUCCCGGCCUCGUGGCGGCGUACGACGUCCGCCGCCAUGUCCCCAGGCCCAAUGUCGUCCCUGCGCCUGCAAACGCCGCCGGCCCGCUCGCGCUCGGCGUCUCGCGCGCCAUGUUCAAGCGCGCGUCCUCCUCUUCGACGGCCAAAUCCAAGAGCCCCUCCGGCGCCGGGCGCGGCGAGCACGACGGUGACCUCGACCGCGUGCCCAGCCACGGCGAGUCGGCCGGCAGCCACGACCACGUCGAAGACGACGGCGUGGCAGUGGCAGUGGCAGCCAAGCAGGUGAGGGGAGAGUCCAGGGACGCCGAGGCUGAGGCGGCCUCGCACGUCAGCCAGGCAGAGCGGAACCCCCCAGUGCCGCAGCUGGCCCGGGAAGACGACGACGAAAUUGGACUGGAGCUGACGCUCGGAUUUGGGUCGUCAACGCGCGUGCUGAGGUCGCCGCCGGCGCGCUCCGACGCGGCCAGCAGCUCGAGCGCCGAGUGCGGCCACAUCGGCCUGCUGCUUGACCUGCCGGUGUGA
Molecule: messenger RNA, 876 nt
Organism: Triticum turgidum subsp. durum (durum wheat)
Lineage: Eukaryota; Viridiplantae; Streptophyta; Magnoliopsida; Poales; Poaceae
Source: the annotation of a GenBank genome assembly